Penicillium malachiteum is the source of this 1929-nucleotide messenger RNA. Its product is annotated as acetyltransferase SAS4-like domain-containing protein. The record is from RefSeq and is a predicted model, not a curated record. Gene Ontology annotation, cellular component: SAS acetyltransferase complex. Gene Ontology annotation, molecular function: histone acetyltransferase activity. The transcript has 2 exons. Bases 1 to 1929 code for a protein of 642 amino acids. Lineage: Eukaryota; Fungi; Ascomycota; Eurotiomycetes; Eurotiales; Aspergillaceae.
AUGGCCAUUCUGUCGCGGCCGUCGCUCCGCGGUCCUGUGCGACGGAAUCCCGACAGUCGGUCGGAGAGCCAUGGCCGUCCGCCGAUGAAGAAACAGCGCACCCUGGAGGACUAUGGUGUUCGUCGCCGGAGAAGCUCUCCAGACUGCCUGGACACCACUGCCACACAGGAUAUGAACGCGGUCGACAAACCUCGAUCUAAUCCUCCCUUGAAGCCCGCGCGCCCGCGGAGUGCGACAAAACGCGCCCGCCGCCACUCCUCCUCAUCGGUCGACUCGAUCGCGUCUGCGACCCAAUUGAAAACCCCCAAUCAUUCUCAUAUUAAUGGCAAUGGCUCCGCCAGAAAUGUCAGAGUACCUGAUCGAAAUACUCCCUCUGCCUUACAGCGCCUACUUGAUGACCGUGACUCCCCGGACCCAUUGGAUACCAUCUCUCCAGCACCCACUACUCCUAUCUCCAGACCGCGCUCUCUUGCCUCCACCAACGCGUCUGAAAGUGAGAACAAACCCUCAACCUCUACUGCGACAACCAAUACAACUCAAAAAGAUGACUCCGAUCCGACCCCAGAACCCAGUGAUGUGGUUAAGGACGAGAAGAGCGGGGAAGAAGGCCGAAAGGCGGAGCAGCCAACCGUAACGAGUCCUGCUGCUGCGACAAGGUCUCAGCAGAAGCGCAAAAGCGAAAUCGUAGAGAGCGAACAGCCUGCACCUGCACCUGCACCUGCACCUACGCCGACAGGGACUGAGAGAAGGUCGUUACGCUCUGCCGACACGGGCUCUCGUUGCAAGAGCGAUUUGGCCCAGUAUUUCUACAACUACGAGCAGAUUAUCAGUCUCCAAAACCCCAAGCCUGAUGCAGUUGAAACACUUGCAGCGAAUACCAGUAUCACAAUAGUCGAUGACCUCUCCGAGACAUUGCCUUUUCCUAAACCAGACCCGAAUCCUUUUGGCAAUCCACUCGAAAAACUUUACGACUGCGAGCCAAUAUCGCUCCCAAAAGUAACUCGCCAUUCAUCAGGGCAUGAUCCCCUCAGUGAAGAACUGUACUUCAAAUCACAUCGCCGCUUUGAACGCCAAGAGAAGCAAUUGCGAAACAUUGAGCGCGAUCGUGCGCAGCAUGAAAAGCAGCAAUUAGAUCGACUGCUCGAAGAGCUGCGCGGUCAGGAUUGGCUGCGAGUUAUGGGGUUGAUUGGUGUCCACGAGAAUGAGAAGAAGCUCUACGAGCCAAAACGAGACAUCCUCAUUCAAGAGCUGGUGGCGCUAUUGAAAAAGUUCCAAGCCUGGAAAGACGAGGAGAAGCGACGAAAGCUAGCCAAAGAGAAAACAACCCCCGCAGUGGACGCCGAAACCGAGUCUCGACGCUCACGGAAACGAUCCAGACCCGCUGAAGAGAUUACAGAGGAAAGCUCCCUCUCACCUGAGCUCGCAACGCCUAGUACGCCUGACCCCAGUGAUGUGGACGCAUUGGCUGCACGUCAGCUUCACCAAGAAGCCCGCUCAGCCUCAGAUUCGGCAGCUAAAAGCCGUCGCAAAUCAAUAUCCGGUCCUCGAAAGCCCAAGCCCAAGCCCACUGGAGCAGACGAGGACGAGCAAACCAAAACAACCGACAAAAAGGCCUCUCAAAAGCGCCAAAAAACCCAAGACAUUCCCGAACCCUCGCCCAUCCCUCCUGAUCCCGUUCCUUUUUUGCUUCCUCCCCUCGACGAUAAACCCUUUACCUCCUUUUUCUCCGAUCCUCAUGAGCGCGAAACAGCCCUGUCUGCAAUAAAUACAAACCGCGAGGAACGCACUCAUAUUAUCCUGGCAUUCGGUCAACCUCUGGGGGAAGUAGAGGAGAGAGAGUUUCAGCCACCAGAUGAAUUUAUUACCGAAGAAGCUAUUCAGUCUUCACGUCGUCAGCGGCGAUUAUUGAAGCGACGGAGCCAUGGCUGA